Mus musculus (house mouse) is the source of this 2431-nucleotide messenger RNA. It is a transcript of the gene Hrc, whose product is annotated as histidine rich calcium binding protein. Gene Ontology annotation, biological process: positive regulation of heart contraction; regulation of release of sequestered calcium ion into cytosol by sarcoplasmic reticulum; regulation of cytosolic calcium ion concentration. The transcript is spliced from 6 exons. Lineage: Eukaryota; Metazoa; Chordata; Mammalia; Rodentia; Muridae. The record is from RefSeq and is marked validated. Gene Ontology annotation, molecular function: transmembrane transporter binding; calcium ion binding; ATPase binding. Gene Ontology annotation, cellular component: Z disc; endoplasmic reticulum. The coding region runs from base 159 to 2375 and encodes 738 amino acids.
AGAGGGUCAUCCAAGACCUGAGGAAGAUAGAGAGGCAGAGAGUGGGAGCUAUACCACGACAAAAGGGACAAUCUGAAAGUCAAAGCCAAAAAGGCACAAGGACCCAUCAGAGGCAGCUGAAGCCAGCCUGGUCAGACGCUCAGCUGCUAAACGUCCCCAUGGGCUUCCAGGGGCCAUGGUUGCACACUUGUCUCCUUUGGGCCACAGUGGCCAUCCUGCUGGUCCCUCCAGUGGUGACCCAGGAGUUGAGAGGGGCCGGUCUGGGCCUGGGCAACUGGAACAACAAUGCAGGCAUCCCUGGGUCCUCAGAGGACCUAUCAACUGAGUUUGGUCACCACAUCCACCGGGGAUAUCAAGGUGAGAAGGACAGAGGCCACAGAGAAGAGGGUGAAGACUUCUCCAGGGAAUAUGGCCACAGGGUCCAAGACCACAGGUACCCUGGCCGCGAGGUUGGAGAGGAGAAUGUCUCUGAAGAGGUCUUCAGAGGGCAUGUUAGACAGCUCCACGGGCACCGGGAACAUGACAAUGAAGAUUUAGGAGACUCGGCAGAGAACCACCUCCCCAGACAGAGGAGCCACAGCCACGAAGAUGAGGAUGGCAUUGUCUCCAGUGAGUAUCACCGUCACGUCCCCAGGCAUGCCCACCAUGGCCACGGAGAGGAAGAUGAUGACGAUGAUGGAGGAGAGGAGGAGGAGAGGGUGGAUGUGAUGGAGGACUCUGAUGAUAAUGAACACCAGGUCCAUGGUCACCAGAGCCACUCAAAGGAGAGAGAUGAACUCCAUCAUGCCCACAGCCACAGGCACCAAGGCCACAGUGAUGAUGACGAUGACGAUGGUGUCUCUACUGAGCAUGGACACCAAGCUCACAGAUAUCAGGAUCAUGAGGAGGAAGACGAUGGGGACUCAGAUGAAGACAGUCACACCCACAGAGUUCAAGGCCGAGAAGAUGAAAAUGAUGAUGAAGACGGUGACUCUGGUGAAUACAGACACCAUACCCAGGACCACCAAGGCCACAACGAAGAGCAAGAUGACGAUGAUGAUGAUGAUGAUGAUGAUGAAGAUAAAGAAGACUCCACUGAGCACCGGCACCAGACCCAAGGCCACAGGAAGGAAGAAGAUGAGGAUGAGUCAGAUGAAGAUGAUCAUCAUGUCUCCAGGCAUGGACGCCAAGGCUAUGAAGAAGAAGAAGAUGAUGAUGAUGAUGAUGGAGAUGAUGACUCUACUGAGCAUGUGCAUCAAGCCCACAGACACAGAGACCAUGAGCACAAAGAUGAUGAGGAUGACUCAGAAGAAGACUACCAUCAUGUCCCCAGCCAUGGCCGCCAAAGCCACCAAAAUGAGGAAGAGGAAGAUGAGGCUGUAUCCACUGAACACUGGCACCAGUCUCCUAGACAUGCUCACCAUGAUCUUGGACGUGAGAGUGAAGAAGAGGUAGCAGUCAAGUACAGCCACCAUGUUGCAAGCCACCGUCCCCAAGGCCACAAUGCUGACAGGGAGGAGGACUCUCUAGAAGAACACAUGAAUGAAGUCCCAGGCCAUCACCACCACAGAGCCUCCAGGGGUGAUGAUGAGGACAUUUCUACUGAGUUUGGCCACAAGGCCCCCAGCCACAGGCUACAAGAUCAAGAUGAAAGGGCGAGGCAGGGUCACAGAGAGCCUGUUCAGGGAGAGAUUGCUCAUCAGCCCCUGCAACCCACAGGACCCAGUUCAAGAGAAUCAAGGAAGGAAGGUGACCACAGCUCUCAAGAGGGAGAUGAAGACCCAGAGCAGAGGCAAGCCCAUAGUGAGGAGGAGAAGGAGGAGGAGGAGGAGGAGGAGGAGGAGGAGGAGGAGGAGAAAGAGGGGGGCCAUAGCCUCCCCAUGAGCCAGGAAGAUGAUGAAGAGGAAGAAAAAGAUGAGAAAGAAAGCAAGGUAGACAGGGCUGCAGUUUCAGCUCCACUGAGCCAUCAUAGGAAGCAGGGGGAGGAAGAGGAGGAGGAAGAGGAGGAGGAAGAGGAGGAGAUCCUGGAGGAAAACCUACUACCUUUCACCAUUAUCCCAAACCCACUCGCUGGGAGAGAGGUGGCCAGAGAAGGUUCCAGUGAAGAGGAGAGCCGUGAGGUCACAGGUCAGCAGGAUGCCCAGGAGUACGAAAAUUACCAGCCAGGGUCUUUGUGUGGCUACUGUUCUUUCUGCAACCGAUGUACCGAAUGUGAAAGCUGUCACUGUGAUGAGGAGAACAUGGGGGAACACUGUGACCAGUGUCAGCACUGUCAAUUCUGCUACCUCUGUCCGCUGGUGUGUGACACGCUCUGCACUCCAGGAAGCUACGUUGACUAUUUCUCCUCCUCUCUGUAUCAAGCCCUGGCUGACAUGUUGGAGACUCCAGAGCCCUGACCUGGCCGCCUGGCAAGAGCUGCAUCUAUUUCUUUGAAUAAAUGUGCUCCUAGAAA